Messenger RNA from Penicillium macrosclerotiorum, 2121 nucleotides. RefSeq names its product sodium:solute symporter family protein. Gene Ontology annotation, molecular function: urea transmembrane transporter activity. The record is from RefSeq and is a predicted model, not a curated record. Gene Ontology annotation, biological process: urea transmembrane transport. Gene Ontology annotation, cellular component: plasma membrane. Lineage: Eukaryota; Fungi; Ascomycota; Eurotiomycetes; Eurotiales; Aspergillaceae. The transcript is spliced from 4 exons. Bases 1 to 2121 code for a protein of 706 amino acids.
AUGCCAGACACGGUAAACUUGGUCCUCAUUUCACAAGGAGCGGCCUAUGGCUUGCUCAUUGGACUGGGUGUUUUGUUCUGCGGAGUGAUUCUCAUAGCCGUCAAAAUCCAAAAGGCAUAUCUCUCCGAGGACUCGGGCAAGUCCGAGAUGUUCAUGGUCGCCAAUCGAUCGGUAGGGACAGGUUUAACAGCAUCGGCUGUGUUCUCGUCAUGGAUGUGGAUUAAUGAGACUGUGCUGGCCGCGGCAAUGUGCUAUCGAUAUGGAUUGGCCCUUCCUCUGUGGUGGGGCUCUGGCCUUUGCUUUCAAAUCGCAUUGAUGGCUGCGCUCGGCGUGAUGGCCAAAAUACGAGUCCCCUACGCGCAUACCUCCCUCGAGAUCGUGCGGAUGCGAUAUGGCAAGAUUGGACAUCUUGUGUUUAUUGUUCUGAACCUGGUGAAUAAUGUUUUUGGGUGUGCCUCGAUGAUCAUGACCGGCUCACAACUCAUUCAUUAUGUUUCUGGCAUGCACUUUGUGGCAGCGACAAUACUUAUUCCACUAGGAGUGGUCCUAUAUACUGCCGUUGGAGGUUUGAAGGCCACAUUCCUGACAGACUUUCUCCACACAGCUAUUGCUUUAAUUCUUAUUAUCUAUUUCACCCUUGCUGUUUUAACAAAUCAGGCAGUAGGUGGUUUGGGUGGUCUGUAUGACAAAUUAGUGGCUGCUGCGAGCGAGAACUAUGUGUCAGGAAAUUACGAGGGGUCAUUACUUACUUUCAAGUCGAAAGGGGCAAUUAUCUGGGGGUUGAUCCUUAAAUUUGGAAAUUUGGCACUCGUCGUUAUGGAUACCGCAUUCUGGCAAAAGUCAUUUGCGACUGAGGUUCGGGCGACAGUACCAGGGUACAAUAUUGCUGCACUGGCUGUCUUUGGUAUCCCGUGGGGGCUUGGGACUGUGAUCGGUCUCACGGCUCGAGCUAUCCAUAAUACCCCCAUCUUUCCAACCUACCCGGGCCAGCUCACUUCUACUGAAGUCAGCACGGGCAUGGUAAUGCCCUUUACUAUUAAAGCCCUAAUUGGUGAUAAAGGAAUUAUCGGUUUCUUUUUCCUGCUGUUCAUGGCACUAACCAGUACGGUUUCCUCUUCCAUGAUAGCGGUCAGUAGCAUUCUAUCUUAUGAUGUCUACAAGACCUAUCUCAACCCCAAGGUCACGGACAAACGACUUGUUAAAGUGAGCCACUUGACUGUAAUUAUUCACGGUAUCUUCAUCACUGGAAUCUCAAUUGCCAUGAACUAUGGAGGGGCCAACAUGACUUGGAUCAACUACCUGCGGCCCGUGAUUUCGUGUCCCGGAAUUAUUCCCUUGGUGUUGACGCUAUUUUGGUCACGUCAAACACGAUUGGCUGCUAUUGUUUCACCAAUUCUUGGGUUUUUCACAGGCCUUGCUGUAUGGUUAGCCACAGCCAAAUCCAUGUACGGUGCGGUGAAUAUCGAUACUACAUCAAACGAAUAUCCCGCACUUUAUGCAGCUAUAGCUUCAUUUUUCUCGCCUGCCCUUUACUCUGUUGUCUUGUCAAUUUACAAGCCAUAUAGGUUUGACUGGCGCGAGUUCUUGCGAAUUGAACUCGCAGACGAGAAACAGCUUCAGGUCGGGUCUGAUACCUCCACGAUUGACGAUACCAGUGACGAGGAAAGACGAACAAAUGUGAAUAAAAAUACACCGAUUAAGCAGCUUCCAGAUACUGCUCAACUAAAGCCUUCUGACGAAGCAAAUGACGGUAGCCCUGACGUUAACAACGAAAAGGGCCCUGAGCAUGCUGCCUCGUCAGUUUCAACUAUACAGCUUAGCCUGGAUGACAUCCAGCAUCCAUUUGAUGAUGCCACGUUGAAGGAGCUACACAGAUGGUUGAAGAUUGCUUGUGUCAUGUUUGUCAUUAUUGUUCUUGUUACAAUCGUCGCCUGGCCCCUUCCGCUAUAUCGCGACUACAUUUUCACCAAAUCAUUCUUCUCUGGUUGGACGACAGUUGCCAUAAUGUGGCAAUUUGCUGCAUUUGGCGCCGUUGUCAUCUUCCCCCUGUACGAUGGGAGAGAUGCCAUUGCUACGGGCGCCCGUGGUGUUUGGAAAUCUUCUCGCGAGUAUUUCGGGUAG